GCAUUUCGAUGUUUUGCUCCCCAAGCCACGUAACUUAGUUGGGAUUGUUUGUCACCAAACUGUUCUUGGAUAUUUGGGAGAAGUUGUUACUUUCGUACCAUUCUUUAUUCAUGGCUGUGUUCUUAUAGGCAAAAUUGUGAGCACACUCCCUUGGCAGAGAAGCAACCCCACACAGAAAUGGUCUCAGGAUGCUUUACUGUUGGCAUGAUACAGGACUAAUAGUUGCGCUCACCUUUCCUUCUAGAGACAAGCUUUUUCCUGGAUACCCCAACAAUCAGAAAGAGGAUUCAUCAGAGAAAAGCCCCACUUGGAAGUUUGAUGAGGCCCCCUAGUGGGCACUGGUCCCCUGGUUCAGAAACACUGCUUUAAAUUCACUCAGUCAGUCAACCAACCUACCAGUGCAUGACAGAAUGAUUGACAGCAUUAUGCAAUUAGCCAGAAUGUUAAAUGCAUUGUCAUUUGUAAGUCACUUUGCAUAAAAGCGUCUGCUGAAUAAAUACAUGUAAAUUUCAUGUAAAUGCGAUAUUGAUCUCCUCCCACAUAUAACUUCAACUUCCAACAAUAAUUUAAUAAUUUUUAAUAAAUCAUAAACAUUUUGUGGUUUGGGCAAAAAAUGGGAAGCCUAGAAAUUGUGUAUUUUGAGUUAUUUAUUUUCUAUUAUUGUGCAGAAAGUCACAGUGCAUUGUUUUAUGAUUUAAAAAAAGUCUUAUAGUUGACAAGAAAAUGUCACCCAGCAAUUUCACCAUAAAAGCAUCUAAGUGAUAGCUAUACUGUUUUUCACUUAUUUAAUGUAUGAUUUUCAGCAAUGUGAAAAAAUAAUAAAUAUGACCAGGGGGUUUGGUUCCCAAACCACAAGAGCAUAUUAAAAAAAAAACUUCAUCUGAAAGAAAGGGCUCCGGUGUAUGGCACCGGAGUGUGACAUCUACUGGAGCAAGAGCGUUAAUGCAGACGUUUGACACCUGGCCAUGUCACUCAUACUGGUGCAGUUUUUCAUUAAAGGCCAUAUCUGCCCACAGCUUGUGUUAAAUGGAGAGUGUAGAUUCUGGUAAAGUAAACAUAAAUGAAACUCUCUCUGUCGAACAACUGGAGGAUAUAUUACAUGGGGGUCAGUUAUCCUGUAACCACGUUGAUGAAGUGUGGCCUAAUUUGUUUCUUGGGGACAUGUACAUGUCUCAUGAUAGGUAUGGCCUAUGGAGAUUGGGUAUCACCCAUGUUUUAAAUGCUGCACAUGGUAAAAUGUGUUGCAAAGGAACUGAUGAUUUUUAUGGGACAACAGUGAAGUACUAUGGUGUGCCAGCCAAUGACCUGCCAACAUUUGAUAUAUCACCAUUUUUCUACCCUUCAGCACACUACAUUCAUGAAGCUCUCACCACAACUGGAACUAAAGUGUUUGUUCAUUGUGCAAUGGGAGUGAGCCGUUCAGCAGCUCUGGUCUUAGCUUACUUAAUGAUACAUUGCAAUCACUCUCUAGUGGAUGCAAUCCUGAAAGUGAAAGAAAGAAGAUGGGUUUUCCCAAACAGAGGAUUUCUGAAGCAGUUGAUAACACUCAACGAUAAAUUAUACAAUCAGCAAAAAUCGAUUUUAUAAAUUAAAAACAGUUUCUGUCAUUUCAAAAUAAAUAUAAAUAAUUCAACACCUUUUAUUAUAUCAAAGUACUCUCUUUUCCAGAGUACAUUUUCCACUAUCAUAAAAAUAAUAAAUAAUUACUCUUUACAUUAUUAGCCAUAUAUCUUCUAUUAAUCUAGCCUAUUAUUUAAGUAAAACAAGAAAUCCAUUACACUCACUGUAUUACAUAAAACGUCUUGAACCUAACGUGUUAAAGUAUGCAAAUGUCAUUAAAGCUGAUGAAUGGCAA
This is a messenger RNA of Misgurnus anguillicaudatus (oriental weatherfish), 1855 nucleotides long. Lineage: Eukaryota; Metazoa; Chordata; Actinopteri; Cypriniformes; Cobitidae. The record is from RefSeq and is a predicted model, not a curated record.